Messenger RNA from Endocarpon pusillum Z07020, 1092 nucleotides. RefSeq lists its product as uncharacterized. The transcript has a single exon. Gene Ontology annotation, biological process: transcription initiation at RNA polymerase II promoter; transcription preinitiation complex assembly. Bases 1 to 1092 code for a protein of 363 amino acids. Gene Ontology annotation, molecular function: RNA polymerase II general transcription initiation factor activity; TBP-class protein binding. The record is from RefSeq and is a predicted model, not a curated record. Gene Ontology annotation, cellular component: transcription preinitiation complex; nucleus. NCBI's taxonomy places the organism in Eukaryota, Fungi, Ascomycota, Eurotiomycetes, Verrucariales, Verrucariaceae.
AUGUCUGGAAUACCAGGUAUACCGAUUGACGAAAACGCCAAACCUGGUGAGCAGGCGCCUCAGCCCUAUCGAGAGAAUCUGAGUGUUAUCGUGACGUGCCCGGACUGCAAGGAAUACCCACCAAAUUUGGUCAAUGAAGGAGCCACUCUCGUCUGCGCAAGUUGUGGCAUGGUGCUUGAAGAUCGUGUUGUUAGUAUGGAGAGCGAGUGGCGAACCUUCAAUUCUGAUGAGGGCAAAGGAGACGAUCCUAGUCGAGUUGGCGAGGCAGAGAGUGAGCUUCAACUGGGUGACCACCUUGAAACAAGAAUAUCGACCAGCCAGGGGAGCAGCAAAGCAUCGCGCAUGCUAGCAGCGGCCCAAAACAAGCAGUCUAGCGAGAAGACAAAUAAAAGCCUGGCGUCAGCGUUCAGGCAGGUCGAAUUUUGGGGGGAGAAGGCCGCCCUGCAGAAGAAUAUUCGUGACAAUGCUAAGAGGUACCUCAAGCAAGUCGAUGAUGCGAAAGCUUUCAAAGGGAAGCAACAGGACGCGGUUGUAGCAGGUUGUAUCUUCAUCGCAUGCCGACAGGCGCAAGCAGCACGAAGUUUCAACGAGAUUCAUCAGCUCACCCAAGUGCCCAAGAAAGAGAUCGGCCGGGUAUACAAGCAUCUCGAGAAAUUUCUGCGUAACGCUGACGAUGUCAAGCUCAAGCGGAUUGAGGCUGAAGGUGGUAUCUUCGAUUCUGCUGCGGCAGCCUACAAAAACACCAAAUCUACAAAUGCUUCAGAUCUAUGCGCCAGAUUCGUCAACAUGCUCAACCUUCCAGUCAAAGUCGAGGCCUUCGCAAGAGAUAUUGCUAACAAGAUCGUUUCGAUCAAUGAGCUUGCUGGCCGUUCCCCUCUGUCAAAUGCGGGCGCCUGCAUCUACUUUGCAAGCCAUUUCGUUGGGUUGGGCAGGUCGGCGAAAGAGAUCAGCCAAGUGGCAGGUGUGAGUGAUACCACAAUCAAGGGGGCGUACAAGUUCUUGUUCAACGCACAGGACACCCUGAUUACCGAGAAGUUUCUGAAGGCACCCUACAAUGGGGAUCCAAAGAACCUGCCUCAAGUCCAGAAUUAA